Penicillium mononematosum is the source of this 3783-nucleotide messenger RNA. RefSeq lists its product as uncharacterized. Lineage: Eukaryota; Fungi; Ascomycota; Eurotiomycetes; Eurotiales; Aspergillaceae. Bases 1 to 3783 code for a protein of 1260 amino acids. The record is from RefSeq and is a predicted model, not a curated record. The transcript is spliced from 4 exons.
AUGGCCGCCUUGGAGUGCGCUAGACUGGAGGAGGGCGUCUUGCCAACCACCCUCGACAAGCUCACCAUUCGAAAAGAAGACGACGGUAACUUCACAUUGACUGCAUUACCUGAGACCAGCUCCGUCACCGCAAUCGUUGAAUCCGUCCUCGGCCACUCCGUCGAGCUACACCGUCUUCAAGCAUCCGGCGCAGAAGGCCAAUCCGGCUGUUCGAUCUACUUCGUUCGGGACAGUACCCACCCAGAAAGGACCGUCGCCGUCACAAAAGUAUAUCCACCAGCAUGUCAUAAGGACUUCUUCGAAGAGCUCGUUGCUUACCGGAGGUUGUUAUCUCUUUCCGAUCCACCGUCUGCUGCUCGACCCCUUGGAGUGGGAAGGACGCGCGAUGAAAACACCGCAGAGCCUAUGGGUGUGAUUGUCUACCAGCUCGCAGCAGGUAAGGCAAUCAACACAAUAAUCCGUGACAUUGGUCGGCUCUCCACUCUCCAACUGAUUGCGAAGCAGCCUUGCCCGGACGAAACAAGGGAAAUGAUGAAUGAUAUUGUUCGCGGCGCGCUCCAUGGCAUCUCAAUCAAUAAUAAAUCACAUCAGGCCCAAUCAUCCAAUAUGCCCACCGCCGAGUUUUUGGACUGUCAAUUCAAUGAACUGAUGGGCGACUUGAUCUCCGCCGUCCGAGGAGUGGCAUUAACACUGGCCAAGCUGCACCGGGAAAAAGCUGAAUGGAGCAGCACCAGUGAGUCUGUUGUCGACAGGCUCCGCAACAAGCUACAAGGAUGGGUACAAGAGAUCCAGGCAACUGGCCUCGUUGGUCGACCGGGCGAUCGAUUACUCCAGGAAGAAGGUGUAGCGUCGCUACUGCAUGGCGACGCCUCACCAGGAAAUUUCUUCUGGGACCCCGUUCAUGGAAUCACCAUGAUCGACUACGGGGGACUGACUCGCUCAAUGGAUGCGAGCGGCCGGCCUAUUGGACCGGCAGAAAUGGAUGCGGCUGGGUUUCAUGAGCGGCUGCGCAAGUACGCCGGGGAUUUCGGAAUGAGUGAAGCUGAUAUUGGCGAGGUUCAGGUGGAGUUCUGGAAAGCAUACCAGGCGCAGGGUAUACCAAUCAACGAAGGUCUUGCCCGGUUGUUCAAAACACGCACGCAGCUAUCUCGACUAUGGUCUGCUGUGGACAAGCAAGAUACAUCACGCGAUGAACAUAAAGCUGUCCAGCUCAGCGAAAAGGUUAAAUUUGAGUGGGAACGUCUUCUCAGUAUCUCGCCCGAAAGGAUCCAACCCUGGAGAGUGCUUGUUGUUGCCAACGCCAGCGGGCCAGGUAAAGGAGGUCUGCCUCUGUUGAAUCAAGAACUAGUCAAAGCCAUGUCGGAAAUUCCCAAUGCAUCAGUGACUCUGUUUAUGAUAGAGCCUGACAAUGAAGUCAAAAACACAUUGGCAUCGUCGGGCCAUGGUUGGGCUAAAGUUGUCUGCAUUCCCUCUAGAGGAAUCGAUCCCAGUGCCUUGCUCUACCAUGUGGCGAAGGUACACCAGCCAGGAGAUUAUGGUCUGCCAAUUCCAGACGACCAGCAUCCGUCCCCAUUCAAUCUCAUCAUUGGCCACUCGCGAUACUCCAGCACCGCAGCUUCCUUGAUCCGCGAGAGAUGGUAUCCCACAGCCAAGCUCGCACUCAUCACACAUACCAGCGCCCUGCGAAAGUCCGACGUCGCGUGGAAGUGGUACGGACAAACACGCGAGCUAGGCUAUGUUGAAGCUGCUCGGCUGGCAAUGCUCGACGAGAGGAUUCUCCCUAAAGCAGAUUUGGCUGUUGGAGUCGGGCCUGUGCUCACGACCGAAGCACGGGAACGCGAGUGGAUGGGCCAAUGCAAUCGGCCACGAUCAAACAUGAUGGGACCACGCUUCCAUGAACUAGUUCCGGGUGUGCGCACGGGUGAUGCUUGCACGCAACAACGACAGCCGAAUGACCCAUUUCGGGUCCUCCUCGCUGGCCGAGCAGACGACCCCGCCAAAGGUUUAGAUGAUGCUGUAUACGCUGUGCGCAAGAUUGCACUCUCUGGCAAUGAUAUCUCCCUGGACGUACUGGGUGUCCCGGCAGAAGACGUGGGGCGCUGGCAGCAGGUAGUCGAUGAGAUGACAGGCAUGCCAGAGCUCGCCAGGAUGCACCCUUUCUCCGAUGACCCUAACGCGGUCUCGCGGUUUUACUGUAACGCGGACCUGGUAAUCAUGCCCUCAAUGCACGAGGGGUUCGGGAUGAUCUUUACCGAAGUGGCCGGGCUGGGCGAAAGUGGUGCGGGCCAGCUCGCGCUUGAUCGCAGUCGCAUUCCACCGGAACUUGGUCAGGCCUGUGUGGUGAUGGACGAGAGCACAUAUGGAAUCGUGCCCUCGCCGACGAGCCAGCGUGUAGCCGUCUGGGCUCAUCGGAUCGACCAGCGAAUCAUGCGAGGUUAUUCGUGGAGGCACGCCGCCAAGGCUCUGCUUCGUUCAGCGAUGGAGGGUGAGGGAGACACAGUCCAGAUGGCACAUGGCAGCGUUGCACCAGCAUAUUCAUCAUGGCCUCGUCCAUCGCUUGGGAUGAGCAUGGUAUCGUCAAUGCGUCGAGCCGCACGGACGCGAAAUCGCAGUGGAAAGCCGACCUUGAAACAGGUCGACGAUGUCAUGCAAAGUCUUCCAGAGAUAGCCCCUACUAUUUCGGCGCUAGAAGAGCAUGUCUCUGCUGCCGUGGGCUGUGCUGUCAACUUGCGGAGUCUGGACCCCACUCACCCGGGAGGCUUUUCUGGUGCUAUCAUUUUCUUUGCUUACGCCAACGAUGAAUUUGCGAACGGAGAGACAUCGUUAGCAUCCAAUGAUCCAUCCAAAGGUCGUGUGGUUGCUGUAAUUAAACUGUUCGUCCACGGCUUGGACAAUGGGAUCACGGAAGAGUUGUCAAGCCUUGAAUGGCUUCUUCUGCAGACCAAGGGUGACAUCAAGACUGCUGCUCCGUUGGCAGUUGGGCGCAUGACGUGGGAUACCAAACCAGCCGGUGUGGUCACGUAUCAAGUUGCCCCCGGGGUAUCCCUUUACCAGCUUAUGAUGCAGAUAGGCCGCCUACCGUCGGGACCUGCGAAAAGAGACAUGUUAUCCGUCUUCAACGCUGGCGUGCAGGCAGUCGCACGUACCCUGGCCAGAUUACACACCCAUAGCGUCGAAGGGCGACCAGGCACAGAGUAUCUCGAGUGGUAUUUUAACGCCGCAACGAAACGAGUCAAGCAGGCAUUGGUGUACAAAGACAUUAUUCGUUCCGCUGGACUUGAAGUGGACCAGCUCCCUGGGAAAAUGAAUCAACUUGUUGCCGACUGCAAGCGUGACAUUGCUAGUCGUCCGCGCACCACUGUCGUGCACGGAGAUGCCCAUCCUGGAAAUUUCUUCUAUGACAGCGCGACGGGGCAUGUCACUAUGAUCGACACGACGACGCUACACUGUUCUCUAGACGAGAAUGGUGAGCCGGUUGGGGUACCAGAACGAGAUCUUGGUCAUUUCAUGCAUAUGCUGCGACGAACGGGCGAACAGUAUGGCCUUACGCGACAGGAGAUGCAGGAGAGCACAUCCGAUUUUGUGGAGGCGUAUCUUGGAAAUGCAGCGGCGCCAGCAAACGUUCAAAUUAUUCGGUUCUUGAUGUCGUGUUCGGCUCUGUCAUUCUUGACUUAUGCGGCACAGUCAGAUCAGACAAAAGUAGAGAUGCAGGUUAAAAUUUUGCAGGAUUUAUUUUGCCUUGGAGAGGGUUGGACGCAAUUGGAUGGAAUGCAAGGUUUAUAA